AUGUUUUCAUCAAAACAUGUGAAACCUAAGGAACUAGUGAAAGAUGUUAUGAAACGUCUGGAAAAGAAUGGAGCUUCAGAAACAACUCUUCAUGAAUCCGAAAUUAUCGAAAUAUGCUAUCGAUCAAGAGAACAGCUGAUGUGUGAUGAGUCAGUGUUGGAUUUGCAAGUACCAAUCACCGUUGUCGGCGAUGUUCAUGGUCAAUUCCAAGACCUAAUGGGAGUAUUUGAACUCAAUGGACAUCCUUCAAAAAAGAAAUAUUUAUUUCUCGGUGACUACGUUGAUCGGGGUCAAUAUUCCAUUGCAACCAUAGUCUUACUACUUUGCUAUAAGUUACUAUAUCCAAAAAAUGUAUACUUAUUGCGAGGAAACCAUGAAACACGACUGAUUAACAGGGUUUACGGUUUCUAUGAUGAAUGCACUAAGCAAUACAGCACCAAACUAUGGAUGCUGUUUCAAACGGUUUUUGAUUGUUUGCCUCUUUGUGCCAGAAUAAGUGAACGCAUAUUUUGUAUGCAUGGUGGUAUAUCACCUGAAAUCAAACGUUGGGAAACGUUGAAGAAACUUAGACGGCCAACGGAAAUACCUGAUUUUGGCGUACUCUGCGAUUUAGUCUGGGCUGAUCCUUCCAAAAACGUAUACGGUUUCUCGGAAAAUCCUCGAGGAGUAUCCUGCAUAUUUGGAGAAAAUGCCGUGUAUGAAUUCUGCCAAAAUAUGAAGAUAGACAUGGUAGUGCGGGCUCAUCAGGUGGUGCAAGAUGGUUACGAAUUCUUCGCAAAUCGUAGGUUGAUAACUAUAUUCUCGGCACCAUUCUACUGUGGUCGUUUCAACAACGCAGCUGCAAUGAUGAGUGUCGAUGAUGACAUGCGAUGUCAGUUCUACAUCCGUCGACCAAAGGAUCACGCUUGGUCAAAAAAAAUACCAAAAAGUAGCAUGAGAGCAUUAAAUGAGUUUUCCGAUCUCACUAUAGCAGAGACUGUAUCAGUUAAGUAUUUUAUUAAGGACCUAGCAGAAGAAAACGUAAGAAAGGGAAAAAACAACCCAUCAUAA
Thelazia callipaeda (thelaziosis nematode) is the source of this 1050-nucleotide messenger RNA. The record is from the annotation of a GenBank genome assembly. NCBI's taxonomy places the organism in Eukaryota, Metazoa, Nematoda, Chromadorea, Rhabditida, Thelaziidae.